AUGAAAGAUUUAUAUAUCGCAGACAGCUUGCAAAAUCUAGAUGUUAUUGCCCAAAAAGAUGAUGUUAUCUACAGUCUCAAGAAAUCUCACAGGUUUACUCAUUUUGCAAACAAAAUUUUGGCCCAACUACUUCAGUGCCAGGACGAUGAAGAAAAGUGUUAUAUAUUAUGCACGAGAUACAUACAUCUCGUGGAUUAUCUUUUUAAAAUAUCCGACGAUAGAAACCACUCCGAAUUGCUUCAUUUGAGCGAUUAUCGCAAAGUUAAACUCCGUAUAACUGAACUGAGAAAAAGUCUUGAUGAAAGAUAUAAUGCAUUAUCAAUUGGAGAACCUAAUACACCAAGUUCACCAACAGCUUUGAUUCCCCAAACAACUAACAUGAAAAUUGGAGAUGCUCAAGAAUUUAGAGAUAAAUUUAUAUCACCACGUGAGCUGUUUUGUAUACUUGAGAAAGAAAAGAACUUCUUAUUAGUAGAUAUACGAUCUCAAUCAGAUUAUGCUAACUGUAGAAUCAGUGCGAGAGAAGGAACAGUAAUUAAUAUACCUGGAGAGCUGAUUAUAGCAGGCUUGUCUGCUAAUACACUGGGUCAUUGUUUAGAUAAUUCUAUAAAAGAUAUAUGGGAUAAAAGGGACAAAUUUGAUAUUAUUAUUCUUAUGGACAAUGACACUCAAAAAUACAAUUAUGUUGGAUCAAAACUGGAACGACUAAGAAGUUUUAUUGUUGAGUGGGACAGCCUUCGCAUUUACAAACAAGAACCUGUUGUAGUAAACGGUGGUUUAAGAGAGUAUGUUGAGUGGUUUCCUACAACUGUAGAUAAUUCGCAGGUAUUUUUGAACCAAACAAACUUUGAAAUAGAUGAACUCUUAGACCUUGAUUGCAUAAAUUACCCAGAAAGUGGUUCCACCAAACAAAUGAAUCUUAAAAUCCAUGAUAUAAAUUCGCUUAGCAAUUUAGACAGUCGUAUUAAAGGAGACUUUGAAGAUCAUGGAGAAGGUGAUGAAAAUUAUAAUAAAUUGCAUAGCUUAUCUGAAGGCCAUCUACCCCUGGACUUCUAUAAUUCAAAGGAAAGCCUACCAGUUAGUCCAUACAAAUGUUUAUCUGAAGAAGCUUUUCGGAAAGAUGUGCCUACUCCAGAACCAGAUGUCCUUUUUCCUCCUGUGGUUGAAGGAGAACAAAUACAAAAACCAACACCAGAAGUAGAGGAGGAAGCAGAAAUUAAAGAAAUCAUGGAAGGCGACAAGGCAGCUCUUCUGCGCCAAGCUAGAAAGGCUGCUAAGCCAAGAUUUGGUGUAGGUGAACCUCAAGAGAAAGGAGAUAGAAGAAGGGAAAGGCCUGAAUCUAGUAAAGGUUCCAGCCCUCGUGAGAAAGAGCCAAGAUUAAAUGAACCGACUGGCCAAGAUCAGUUUAUAUUUGCUAAACCAGCUCCUCCUACUAUUGAUAGAUCAUUCAAACCUGUUCAAUUGAUUGGAGAUGGUUAUACGGGUCUGAGAAAUUUAAAAAAUAUAUGUUACAUGAAUGCUUUGCUGCAAUGUUUAAAAGUUAUUCCUAUAAUAAAAUCGGUUUAUGUAACUACAGAUAGAUACAUUACUAUUACAACCAGAUCACCACCCAGGGUGAAUUAUCAUUUUGCUGAUGUACUUAGGGAGCUUUGGUGUGGUACCAGUCAACAACCAAGAGUGUUCCUAAUCCAAGAAUUCAAAGAUAGAAUAUGUGAAUUUGCUCCAAUGUACGAUAGAGGUACCCAUGAGGAUUGUUUCGAAUUUUUCAUGUUUUUAUUUAAUGCACUUAGUGAAGACUGCUCAGUUGACCUGCCACGUUUAAAAAUGAUGACUGAAAGUGAAAAAGCAUGGUACGGACAUCUUCAAGGCAGGUCAUCUAUUUUAAUAGAUAAUUUUUAUUACCAAUUAAAAAAUACCAAGGUUUGUUGUAAUUGCCAAAAAGCGAAUCAUUCAUUUGAAACGGAUAGCACCUUAAUGUUGCCUGUGUCUACAAAAUCAGGUUAUUUAAGAGACAUGGUAGCUGAAUAUCUGAAGGAAAAUAGACUAACCGACUUUUCCUGUUCAAAUUGCAAGUCCACGGGUACUAUUAUCAAUAAAAAGGAACUCGUGGUUGAGCCUGAAGUGUUGGUUAUCGUUUUAAAAAGAUACAUAGCCAAUUCUGAUGGCACUUUCCGAAAAAAUGAAGCAGAAGUCGGUUUUCCUAUGCACGAUUUGCAAUUUGGCAAAUCCAAGUACAAUUUGUAUGGGGUGGUACAGCAUUCUGGAGGAAUGACGUAUGGGCACUAUUUUGCUUCGGUUCUUUUGAACGAUAAAAAAGGCACUUGGGCUAUGUUUAACGACGAGGCAAUAACUUUACACUCUACUAAUAUCAAUGAACAAACGACCAUCAGAACAGCAGUAGCUGGAUUUUUCUAUGUUCGCAAGAGAAUAGUUUAA
This is a messenger RNA of Psylliodes chrysocephalus, 2436 nucleotides long. Lineage: Eukaryota; Metazoa; Arthropoda; Insecta; Coleoptera; Chrysomelidae. The record is from the annotation of a GenBank genome assembly.